AAAGUACGCCAUAAAUUUGGGGAAGAAGGAAAAUUAUUUUUGCAGAAAGAGAGAGCAUCUAAAGCUUCUUGCUUCCCAAGCUUUCUCUGACUAAUCCAUCGGAACUUCCACCUCCGACCACCAAGAAUGGCUGACGGUGAAGAUGCCGCCCGUCGUCACACCGCGGUCAAUGAUUACCGCAAGAAACUCCUUCAGCACAAAGAGUUAGAAGCCAGAGUCCGAUCUCUGAGGGAGAAUUUGCGAGCUGCAAAGAAGGAGUUUAACAAAACGGAAGAUGAUUUGAAGUCUCUGCAAAGUGUUGGUCAGAUUAUUGGAGAAGUUCUCAGGCCACUCGACAAUGAACGCUUGAUUGUCAAAGCAAGCAGUGGACCUCGGUAUGUGGUUGGAUGCCGCAAUAAAGUUGAUAAGGAAAAAUUAACAUCUGGUACUAGAGUAGUUCUUGAUAUGACAACGCUCACCAUUAUGAGGGCUCUUCCACGUGAAGUAGACCCUGUUGUGUAUAAUAUGUUGCACGAAGAUCCUGGUAAUGUUAGCUAUUCUGCUGUCGGUGGCUUAUCUGAUCAAAUUAGAGAACUGAGGGAGUCCAUUGAGUUACCUCUCAUGAAUCCUGAGCUUUUUCUUAGGGUUGGCAUCAAACCCCCCAAGGGUGUGCUUCUGUAUGGCCCUCCUGGUACUGGCAAGACAUUGUUAGCAAGAGCCAUAGCAAGCAACAUAGAUGCUAACUUCUUAAAGGUUGUAUCGAGUGCCAUAAUUGAUAAGUACAUUGGAGAAAGUGCGAGGUUAAUACGAGAAAUGUUUGGAUAUGCACGUGAUCACCAGCCUUGCAUCAUUUUUAUGGAUGAGAUUGAUGCCAUUGGUGGGAGGAGAUUCAGUGAGGGAACAAGUGCUGAUCGUGAAAUUCAGCGAACAUUGAUGGAGUUACUUAAUCAGCUUGAUGGUUUUGAUCAACUCGGUAAGGUCAAAAUGAUAAUGGCUACUAACAGGCCAGAUGUUCUGGACCCUGCACUUCUUCGGCCAGGGCGAUUGGACCGCAAAAUUGAGAUUCCAUUACCUAAUGAGCAAUCCAGAACGGAGAUCCUUAAGAUUCAUGCAGCUGGAAUUGCCAAGCAUGGUGAGAUCGACUAUGAAGCUGUUGUAAAGCUUGCAGAGGGAUUUAAUGGAGCUGAUUUGCGUAAUGUCUGCACUGAAGCUGGAAUGUCGGCUAUUCGUGCCGAACGUGACUAUGUCAUCCAUGAAGAUUUCAUGAAGGCUGUAAGAAAAUUGAAUGAAGCAAAGAAACUCGAGUCGAGUGCACACUAUAACGCCGAUUUUGGGAAGGACUGAGAGAUGUAAUGUAGUCUGAUAGCCAAAAUCUUUGCAAGCAUAACAUUUUCCUUCCUAGGGAAACGAUGCACUCUUGGGAUUCAUGCAAAAUUGAGCUUUUCCUGGUAUCACUGGUGUUUUUCUUAGAACUAUAGGAACUUUUUGUAUCUGACUGAUCACAGAUGAUUAACAUUCAUGAAAAUCUAGCCAUUCUUCCUUUUCUUAUUUUUUCCCUUGUGCUUGUGGGCUUAAAAUAGAUUGUUCUUCACACUGCC
Cucumis sativus (cucumber) is the source of this 1577-nucleotide messenger RNA. Its product is annotated as 26S proteasome regulatory subunit S10B homolog B. Lineage: Eukaryota; Viridiplantae; Streptophyta; Magnoliopsida; Cucurbitales; Cucurbitaceae. Gene Ontology annotation, cellular component: cytosolic proteasome complex; proteasome regulatory particle, base subcomplex. Gene Ontology annotation, molecular function: ATP hydrolysis activity; proteasome-activating activity; ATP binding. Gene Ontology annotation, biological process: positive regulation of RNA polymerase II transcription preinitiation complex assembly. The record is from RefSeq and is a predicted model, not a curated record. The transcript is spliced from 10 exons. The coding region runs from base 127 to 1323 and encodes 398 amino acids.